Molecule: messenger RNA, 942 nt
Organism: Zychaea mexicana
Lineage: Eukaryota; Fungi; Mucoromycota; Mucoromycetes; Mucorales; Lichtheimiaceae
Exons: 6
Coding region: 1-942 (313 amino acids)
Source: RefSeq, a predicted model, not a curated record
AUGUUUUCGUCAAACCAUUUCGAACUCUCGGAUAUUCCUGAUCUCUCGGGCAAAGUUGCAAUUAUUACCGGCAGCAAUACUGGCAUUGGCAGAGUAUGCGCGCUUGAAAUGGCACGAAAGCACUGUCAAAUCAUCGUAGCUUCCCGAAGUGAAGACAAGGGACAAGCUGUAGUUUCCGAAAUCAAGUCAGCAACUGGAAACGAGAAGGUCGAGUUUGUUAAGUUGGAUUUACUCUCCCUCCAAUCUGUCAAAACAUUCGCCGAUACUUUCAAGUCCAGAUACGACAAAUUACACAUUUUGCUGAACAAUGCAGGUGUUAUGUUGUGUCCAUACGGACUCAGUGAAGAUGGCCUGGAAACCCACUUUGCGACCAAUCAUGUAGCACACUACUACUUGACCAUGCAACUACUUCCUCUCCUGAUCAAAUCAGCGCCGAGCCGUAUUGUAAAUGUCAGUUCCAAGGGCCAUCAAAUGACAUCGCUUUCUGCUCGUAGCUUAGAUAAAGUGAACGAUGAAAAAGGCUAUAAUUCCACUCUUCAGUAUGGUUUAAGCAAGGCUUGUAAUAUCUUAUUCACCCGGGAGUUGGCUAAGCGAUUGGAGUCUAGGGGAAUCCACAAUGUUUACGUUAACAGCAAUCACCCUGGUGUCGUGAAAAGCGAUCUCACUAGGCACGCCAUUGAACAAAAGUCGAUUUGGGCUACAGUUUUAGAAAGUGAUUAUGUCGGUAUCCCGACAGAAAAGGGAUCCCUCACUCAACUCUACUUGGCCACCAGCCCCGAAGUGGAAAGCAUGGAUAUUAAGGGAAAAUAUUACGUUCCUUUCGGAAAACCAGGAUCUGUAAACCCUUACUCAAGAUGUGACAAGAACGCUAUUAAAUUGUGGGAGUUCACGGAAAAGCUUCUGAAGGAGAAAGCGCCUCAGUAUGAAGGUGCACCGAUCUAA